UAUAUACUAAACACUGUCCAUCCAGGAUCAAUCAUGGGUAUCGUUUUAAUAUUGACGAAGACCAUAGCUCCAGCUAACCGGCGGCGGCGGCGGCGCUGAUCCCUGAAACGAAGCAUCUUGUUGGGCCUUUUUUCAGGCGUGUGGUGUGUCUGAUGCGGGGGAGCACUUAGCCAGCGGCCAUGGUCUUAGCAGUGUGGGGGAUAGCAUCGCUGUGCGGGCUGCAGACCAGACCAGGAACUCGCUGUUCGGUUGUGUUGCAGAGUCCUAUCCUAGUUGGCGGCCGGAGCUGGUAGUCGGCAGUGUAAGGGUCACGUGGUGGUGAGGUCAUCCAUGGAUGUUAGUCAGCGUUGAACUUCUUUGACAACCUCUAGCUAUAACGCAAAGAUGCCGGUAAUAGGACACCAGGAAUAUCAUGACAGAUUGCAGAGAAUCCGCUUGUAUCUGGGAAUGCUGAUUCAUUGGAUGCAAAUAACAGCCCCCGAAUAUAGUUAAUACUCCAGCUCCAUCUUGGAAGAAGAGACUUUUCACCCUCCUUUCUCGGUCUGCAUCCGAGUCAAACUCACAUAGCCGCUGGAAUAGAUAUUGGGUAUAUACCCUGUUGAAUGUCAUAUCACCCUGUGGAGUGAUAUCCGAAUUGCGCCAUUAUUGUAUUCGGAUGAUUUGGAGAUAUCAAGCUACGCCUUUCUAUUUUCAGCACGGACAGAGUGAUGGCAGCCUUCAAAGCCUGCAUCUCGGUUUUUGUUCUUCCCAAAAAUGGAACUUUCGACUGGCAGCCAUAGAAUAUACUAUGCUAGCGUGUGGAAUUGUUCUGUGUAUUGCCCCUGGAAUACCAAUCAAGGUGAUUGGUAGAUGGUUGGAAUAUUUUUGAUUCCUGUCUUUCGAAUUCUGCCCAAAUUGCUCAUGUUUAUAUAAUAAUUGCUAUUAUAUCACUUGAGCUGGCGGAUUAUAGAUAUUUCUGAAUAUAGAUCCCAAUUUUGAAUAUUCACACAAUGGGAUAUGUCGACAAAGCAAAUAUUCUUUUCAAAUUGAAUUAGCUGAAAAGUUCCAAUACGUUCAUUCACCAAAACUAUGAAGACCUUUAUUGAAGCCCAUUGUUGUAUUCAAUCUGGUCGAUGGUGGAUUCAUAUACGCCAACAAUGGGUCAGGCCCUGAAUCUAGCAUUUGCGGAGUGCUCUGAGGAGUUGGGUGAAAGGACUGUCAAUCCUUGGUAAUACCGUUGAUACCGUUGAUUUGAAUAGGAGCUUUUGGUUGAUUUCCAUGUUAUACCAGCAUUUUUAUACAACUCAUACUAUAAAGAACUGUUUGAAUCAGGAUCAAGCUUAUCUCUGUUUUCUGCGGUGGCAAACCCCUUGUUACAUGCAGAGACUGUCAACCUUCAAUAUCCAGGUGCGUAAUUUUUUCGGGAUUUGUUUAUUGCUUGGAGUAUUGUGGGCUUGAAGCUCACCAGUUGCAGCUUGCUAUCGUGCGCCGUGGCAACCGAACAACCCUCGUGGUUGUUGACGUUGACACACGUUUCCGCCGUUCCAGGGACCCGUAAGCUCCAGCAAACUACUCUAUCCAGCAUGGAGAGUCAAUUCAGCGGAAGGGGUUAUUCUGAAUACGAAAAUGUUCCUAUUGAGGGUAUUCGGGGCCUUGAGAUCGACCACAACAGAGCCCAUCACCUGCACGGAGCAACAGAUACGCUCUCCACACCACAGCUUACUGCCCGGAACCCUUACUUCCAGUCUGGUGCAUCAAGUGCAUCCGUUUACUCUCAAUCUUCAUCUGGCUCUCCAACCAAAGACACCUUUCGCCUACUAACGCGUGAAAUCUUGAACAAUCCACUGUUAAAGUCAGUAGAAAAUACAGGAAAACCUGUUUUGACGCUUGAACCGGAAAAGUUUAACCCAAUCUGCUCUAUGGAGGUGCCGAUCGUAUACGACAACCACUCUUCAUAUAAUAGUGCGGGCGAUUCCAACCCUUCUGGAGAAGGACGCGAAAUAAUGUGGCCGUUUGAGCCAGAGACAUCUGAAGCCACGCCAGGAAUUCCGCCAAAGGCAUUUUCAUACCCCGUUGAUACAAAUCAAUACAACAGACGCCUCCCUAUUUCCAAGUCAGAGGGGAGCAAUGUCAAGUCUCUUGAUGGCAAUACGAGCUAUGACGACAUGCCAUGUAGAGGAGAUCAUUAUUGCCCCGACUGGAAUCAUUCAGCAAAUGUGUUUCCCGGACGCCAGAAACAGCGAUCUGGGUCCCCGGAUAGAGGGCGUGGCAGAGGGAGGUCUUUGUCUCCCGUGAAGGUCCUUGAGGACCUUGACGAAAAUUCACCACUCGAGUUUCUGCCAAGUCCUAUGAAGAGGGCUCGAUCACCGCAUAAAAAACUGUUUGGAGAAAACGGUUGGUUGGGUCGUAGCCCUUCUUUGAAGGAAAGCUCUUCUGAAAAGAACAAAAGGCCUGGUUUUAAGUCGCUUGGUGAAAAGAUCAAACAGCGGGUUGAGGAUAUCACAGGGGAUGCUAAGAAAUCCAAGGAAAGGUUUCAAUCGACGUUCCCCAUUUCCCUGGACCCUCCAACCCAGGCAAAAUUAUACUCUGAGGUAGAGCUUAUGAUAUGCGUGACAGCCAACAAGUUCCUCCUCGACCAGCACAAGGAGGGUCGCAUAUCGGUGGAUUCAGUUACCAAAGUUACCAAUUUCUGGGCUUCAAAGAAUCGUCCGCAGGUCGUACAGUUUCAAUUCGACCAGCUCACCCAGCGUGAUCUCGUCAUCUACAACCUACGGACGUUCAAAUUUCAUGGCGAAUGUGCACAGAAUGUGGUUGCUCUCAAUGCGACCUUGCGCAAUUGGAAAGCGAUCGCCAAGGAGAUGAGUGUUCGUACCUUCUGCACUCCAGAUAGCGUCAUUAGAAAACAUAUGCAUGAUACACACAAGAUCUUGGAGAUGCUCGGGGCGCCGCUUGUCACAUUCCUCGCAUUUCAGGAACUUCAAGUCAACACGCUUUCGCUGAUGAAACGGGAGCAAGAGAAGAAGAUGCAAGGAAAGGGGCCGCAUGGGGUGACGAGGGAGUAUCACCCUCCCUCCCUAUCUCAGCGUGAAAACGAAGACAGAGGAAGGGUUCAUGGAGAACACCGAGAGUGAGGGCAUCUAAAAGAAAAAGUAAACAACGAGCAUUGCUUCAUCCGAAUGUAUAUUCGUUCUGCUUCUGUCUGCGGGUGUAUAUCUUGCACGGAGUUGGCAGGGCUUCGUUGAUGUGUUUGCUGGUUUUAAGCGCCUAAAUACUUCUUUCCUGUUGUUUCUGGCGAUCUGUAUGAACAUGAUUAUUUUUGUUUUCUCGUUUUCAAAGUGUUUGCGACGAGUAAAGUAAUAAUUAAUAAUUUUUUAAAGAAUAUAUACUGAUUCCUCC
This is a messenger RNA of Blastomyces gilchristii SLH14081, 3375 nucleotides long. RefSeq lists its product as uncharacterized. The transcript is spliced from 3 exons. The record is from RefSeq and is a predicted model, not a curated record. NCBI's taxonomy places the organism in Eukaryota, Fungi, Ascomycota, Eurotiomycetes, Onygenales, Ajellomycetaceae. The coding region runs from base 1563 to 3110 and encodes 515 amino acids.